This is a messenger RNA of Suncus etruscus (white-toothed pygmy shrew), 2039 nucleotides long. RefSeq names its product serine and arginine rich splicing factor 3 (gene SRSF3). The transcript is spliced from 6 exons. Gene Ontology annotation, biological process: mRNA splicing, via spliceosome. NCBI's taxonomy places the organism in Eukaryota, Metazoa, Chordata, Mammalia, Eulipotyphla, Soricidae. Gene Ontology annotation, cellular component: nuclear speck. The record is from RefSeq and is a predicted model, not a curated record. The coding region runs from base 105 to 599 and encodes 164 amino acids. Gene Ontology annotation, molecular function: RNA binding.
CCGGGGGUUAGUGGGGAGCGUCUGUAGGAGCCGCCGGGAAGGGAGCGGGAAGACCCAGUGGAGGGUGUGUCGGAGCCUCCGCGCUUCCAGCCCAUCAUCUCGAAAUGCAUCGUGAUUCCUGUCCCUUGGAUUGUAAGGUUUAUGUAGGUAAUCUAGGAAACAAUGGUAACAAAACUGAAUUGGAACGAGCUUUUGGCUACUAUGGACCACUCCGCAGUGUGUGGGUUGCUAGAAACCCUCCCGGCUUUGCCUUCGUUGAGUUUGAAGAUCCCCGGGAUGCAGCUGAUGCAGUUCGAGAGCUAGAUGGGAGGACUCUGUGUGGCUGUCGUGUAAGGGUGGAACUCUCGAAUGGAGAAAAGAGAAGUAGAAAUCGUGGUCCACCUCCUUCUUGGGGUCGUCGCCCUCGAGAUGAUUAUCGGAGAAGGAGUCCUCCACCUCGCCGCAGAUCUCCAAGACGAAGAAGCUUCUCCCGCAGCCGGAGCAGGUCACUUUCUAGAGACAGGAGGAGAGAGAGAUCACUGUCUCGUGAGAGAAAUCACAAGCCGUCUCGAUCCUUCUCUAGGUCUCGGAGCCGAUCUAGGUCAAAUGAAAGAAAAUAGAAGACCAGUUCACACAAGGAGUGGUGUACAGGAAAUAACUUCAUUUGACAGGAGUAUGUACAGAAAAUUCAAGUUUUGUUUGAGACUUCAUAAGCUUGGUGCAUUUUUAAGAUGUUUUAGCUGGCUACAUUUGUCUCUUGGAACAGUGCCGCAUAAAGAUGAUAACUAUGGUUUGAAAUGGAUCAUAGAGGCAUUCUAUCAAGAAUUGUUACUCUACAAUGUUCCCUUAAGCAGAAUUGAAUUUGCCUUGAACUCAAAUUUAGUCUUUAUGUAUAGACUGACAAUCUAAAUUUUGCCUGGUAAAGGACAGUAGGGUAGGGAAGUAACUGGUAAAAAUUGAUCCCUGGCUUGUUUACCAUUAGCUGGGAUAGUGUAGGUUAAAAAUAAAUGGUCUAAAAGCUGUACCAUUAUAAACUAGAGGGUUCCCCCAUUUUAAAAUUCUAAAUCUAGUACUCACCAGGUGGAGGAUGAUUAUUGGUGUGGGUUCUAAAAUUUUUCAAGCAUUGCUUUAGGUCCUGAGUUGUUCGAAGUUACAUAUGAAUACAUAGGUCUUCAUAACUAUUUGGAAAAUUGAGACUAUUUAAGAUCCCAACCGUAUGCCAGUUUAAGGGUACAUUGUAGAGCUGAGCUGAACUUUUAAGUUACUGUGCAAGAAUUUUUUUUCAUGCUGUCAUUUGUAAUGUUUUGUGAGAUUCCUUGGGAUUAAAGUUUUGGUUACAAAUUGUUGUUUAACUUGAAAGCUUGUUUUUCCUUGCAAAUCUUAAGUACCGAGUCCAGGUAUAACAUUCCUAUCGGAAGCCAUACUUAUAUUUUCUUGUAAAGUGCUUUUGAAUUAAUAAAAUAAUAGCAUAAUUGUAAUAGUUGAAGCCACUAUUACCAUAGUUUUUGUCCACCAUGGGAAACAGUUGGUUACACAAAUCUUGUGAGAAACAUGAGACGACUUUGAGGUCAUUUUCCAACUAACACCUAGUAGUUGCCAAUUUUCAGGUAUAGUAGCAAGUUUUCAAAGUCAGUAAUAAUUUUGUGACCAACAUUUUCAAGUUAUAGUGGUUCAGAGUUGCCCAUUAAAAAUGGCUUUUAUUAUGAGCAUGAAAACUUGACACAAAGCUUUAAAAUUGCUUCCAUUUCAUAAUUUGAGGUGUUGCAUGAAAAUUCUAAAUUGAUCCAUCAUGAUGUAAAAAUUCAUUAUGGUUUAAAUGUGUAAACAGUAAAGAAUGAAUAUGGAGGCAUGUAUAAUCUUCCUCUUAAAAAUACAGAGGAGUUGUAAUUUAAUUUUGUUCUAUUAGAUUAAAUCAUAAUGCAACAGUUGUGGCUUAGUUUCCGUAAACGUGUUUUUGAAGAUAGUUUUGGAUUGUGCUGAUCUGUCUUAUGAAAGAUGAGUACAUUGAGUUCGAUUUAAAAGAUGUAGGCCCUAAAUAAAAUGUUUUUGAUGAUUCUUAA